AUGGCAUUGGAGAAUUUCUACGUGUAUUUUCAAAUAACCAACAGCAGCAACAACAACAGCAACAAAAAGAACAACAAGAACAAAAAGAAGAACAACAAGUACAAAAAGAACAACAAGAACGACAAGAACAACAAGAACGACAACAACAACAAGAACGCCAAGAACGACAAGAACAACAACAUCAACAAGAACGACAAGAACAACAAGAACGACAAAAACAACAAGAACGACAAAAAGAACAAGAACGACAAGAACAACAAGAACGACAAAAAGAACAAGAACGACAAAAAGAACAAGAACGACAAAAAGAACAAGAACGACAAAAAGAACAACAACGACAAAAAGAACAACAACGACAAAAAGAACAACAACGACAAAAAGAACAACAACGACAAAAAGAACAACAACGACAAAAAGAACAACAACGACAAAAAGAACAACAACGACAAAAAGAACAACAACGACAAAAAGAACAACAACGACAAAAAGAACAACAACGACAAAAAGAACAACAACGACAAAAAGAACAACAACGACAAAAAGAACAACAACGACAAAAAGAACAACAACGACAAAAAGAACAACAACGACAAAAAGAACAACAACGACAAAAAGAACAACAACGACAAAAAGAACAACAACGACAAAAAGAACAACAACGACAAAAAGAACAACAACGACAAAAAGAACAACAACGACAAAAAGAACAACAACGACAAAAAGAACAACAACGACAAAAAGAACAACAACGACAAAAAGAACAACAACGACAAAAAGAACAACAACGACAAAAAGAACAACAACGACAAAAAGAACAACAACGACAAAAAGAACAACAACGACAAAAAGAACAACAACGACAAAAAGAACAACAACGACAAAAAGAACAACAACGACAAAAAGAACAACAACGACAAAAAGAACAACAANCAAUACGAAGAAAUAGGCGAAAGACUUUUAGAUACACCCACAAUGGAACAAAUAUUCCAAGAAAUUGACAUAGCUCAAACACCACCACAAAAUCACGCAGAAACACAACAUACCGCUGACGAAAACCCCAUACAAACUAAAGACAAAUUCACAUCAAAAACUAAACCAAUAUUUAAAGAAACACAAAUUAUAUCUGACAAAGACCAUUUGGUAACAACAAAAGCAGGCACAUAUCAUAAAAAUUUAAUAAAGAAACCUAGAAAGAUACUAAAAGAAUCUUCUCCACCGCAGGUUACUGACGAUGACGACUUUGAAGACUACCUUACUACUUACCGCAUUCAGCUUGCCCCUGAAGAGAGCCAGGCGAGUAACCCUAGGUUCCAGACAAUAACAAACCCUAUUCUACCCAUUCAACUAGGACCCACCAUUUAG
Anoplophora glabripennis (Asian longhorned beetle) is the source of this 1362-nucleotide messenger RNA. RefSeq names its product GATA zinc finger domain-containing protein 14-like. The transcript is spliced from 5 exons. Lineage: Eukaryota; Metazoa; Arthropoda; Insecta; Coleoptera; Cerambycidae. The coding region runs from base 1 to 1362 and encodes 453 amino acids. The record is from RefSeq and is a predicted model, not a curated record.